This is a messenger RNA of Neoarthrinium moseri, 1560 nucleotides long. RefSeq lists its product as uncharacterized. The record is from RefSeq and is a predicted model, not a curated record. The transcript is spliced from 2 exons. The coding region runs from base 1 to 1560 and encodes 519 amino acids. NCBI's taxonomy places the organism in Eukaryota, Fungi, Ascomycota, Sordariomycetes, Amphisphaeriales, Apiosporaceae. Gene Ontology annotation, molecular function: oxidoreductase activity, acting on paired donors, with incorporation or reduction of molecular oxygen; heme binding; iron ion binding.
AUGGCGACCUCGAGUGUUUUCGUAUUACUGGCGUUGGUGUCUACUUUGGGGAUUGGUCGCAUCAUAUACCAGGUCAUAUACAAUCUGUUCUUCUCUCCUCUCAAAAGAUUUCCUGGACCGUGGCUCAAUGCCGCUACCAGCAUACCCUGGGAUAUCGUGAUGAUGAAGGGGGAUGCGGUCUCUGCGCUUCAAGAGCUGCACAGAAAGCACGGCCCGAUCGUUCGUACUCGGCCGAACGAAUUAUCAUACAUUGAUGGGCGUAGUGUCUGGAGGGAUGCCUAUGGAUUCCGUCAAGGCCAUCAAGAGUGGUUCAAAGGCGACGGUUUCACAUAUUUUAACGGGGUUCCGGGCAUUAUAGGCGCCGCGAGAGAUGACCACCGCCGUUUCCGCCGCAGCUUGGCCCAUGCCUUUUCUAACCAAGGUCUCCGGGACCAAGCUCCACGGAUUCUGCAAUAUGUUGAUCUCCUCAUCGCUGGCCUUGCAAGCAAGACUGGUCCGGUGAAUUUGGUCGAUUGGUUUAGCUGGACAACAAUGGAUAUCAUUGGGGACCUCGCAUUUGGGGAGCCAUUCGGGUGCCUCAGAGAUGAAGCCGACCACCGGUUCAUGGAGAUGACCUUCCGACUACUGCGGCCGGCUGCGCUCAUGGGUAUACUUCAACGGUGGGGCUUAUCAGCACUUGCUUUGGUACUUUUACCACGGGAUAUGUUCGAGGAUGUGAAGUCCAACUACCAAUACGUAAAGGAGAAGCUCACCAACCGACUUUCAUUCGACCAAUCUCGUGGCGACUUCUUUGACGGCUUGCUCAAGCACGGGCUAGUAGUCAAGAAGAAGAACGACUUGAAGGAGGAUAAGGAAGGCCAGGAGGGAUUCACCUUCGAGGAACUGGAGAGCACAGCUGGGGAUAUGGUCUUCGCUGGAUCCGAAACUACCGCAACGCUUCUCAGUGGUGUAACGUAUUAUUUACUACAGAACCCUGAGGUCUUGUCCAAGGUCACAAAGGAAGUCCGCGACGCUUUUGCGGACGACGAAGCAAUGACGGUCGCAUCCACUUCCCCACUUUGCCUUCCUUACAUGGAUUUAGUACUCCAAGAGACAAUACGAGCCUACGAUCCAGUACCUAUAUUCGCGCCUCGAGUUGCCCCGAAAGGUGGCGACACCCUUGGCGGGGCUUUUCUCCCCGAGGGUACACGGGUGUUCUGCCCAAAGCACGUCGCAGCCAACUCGCCAUACAACUUUAGAGACCCAGAAAAGUUCGCUCCGGAACGGUGGCUCCCCGUGGGAGGAGGCAGACCGAAGGAGUUCGAUGAUGACAACAAGCAUGGUGUCUUCCAGCCUUUCAGCUACGGGCCGCGGAACUGCAUCGGCUUGAACUUGGCCAAGGCAGAAAUGCACCUCAUUCUGGCGAAGCUGCUCUGGCACUUCGACUUGAGCCGUCCUCAGAUGACCUUGGAUGAGUCUAAAGAUUGGGACGGAUGGGCCAAAAAGCAGAAGAGCUGGUUUCUAUGGAUCAAAGGGCCUCUGAUGGUUGAUCUGAAGCAGCGUCAAGACCUCUCCGAGUAG